Adineta steineri is the source of this 828-nucleotide messenger RNA. Lineage: Eukaryota; Metazoa; Rotifera; Eurotatoria; Adinetida; Adinetidae. The record is from the annotation of a GenBank genome assembly.
AUGUCAAUUGAUGAUAUCUGGAUAUCAUUAUCACAUUUUGAUGAAUUCACACAAGAAAAGAAAAAUGAAUUUGAAAUCAUAGCUAAACUAUUAACUGAAUAUAUAUUAAUGAAAUUAAUUCCUAAUCGAAUAAAAGAUAAUGAUGAAUUAAUUAAUUUUAUUCAAUUAUUUCUUCCAAAAAGUACAAAUGUUGAAGAAGUUCAAAUAAAUAAUUUUGACCAAUGGUUUAGUGAAAUAACUCGUUCAUAUUCAUUUUUAAAUGUUCCUAAUAAUAUUAUCAAAUUUUUAUUACAAAAAGUAUUUAUUCUUGUUUGUAUUGAAGAGAUUAAUGCAUUGUUUCAUAUAACUUUUAAAUUAGAAGGAUAUACUUAUCCACCUCAAACAUAUGCAAUGGGAAUGUAUCCAUCUGCUGCUUUUGUUAAUCAUUCAUGUUCACCAAAUUUAGCACGUUUUCCAGUUCAAGAAGAUCGAGAAAAUCUUCAUGUUGGUGAUGUUGUAUAUUUUGCAACACGUUCACUAAAAAAAGGUGACGAAGUAUGUUACAGUUAUUUGGAACGUGAUUAUGAACUUUAUCAAAAAGAAGAUAUUCAUCCUGAUGAAAUUAUAAAGAGUCAAGAAAAAAGAAAACAACGAUUAAAAGAAGAAUUCUUUUUUAGUUGUGAUUGUGCACGUUGUUUCAAUGAAUCAAAUGGAAAAAUUGAUCUAUCCUACAUGAACUUGAUUAAAGAACUUAAAUGCAAAAAAUUCGAAUGUAAAGGAUGGUUUAUUCCAUCUUCAGAGAAACAGAUGAUUUGUGAAGCAUGUAGAACAUCAAGAUUAAUCAUGUAG